AUGAUUGAAAUCACUUGCAACGAUCGUGUGGGCAAGAAGGUGCGGGUCAAGUGUCUACCUGAAGACACUAUUGGCGACUUCAAGAAGCUGCUGGCAGCCCAGAUCGGAACUGCUCCCGAGAAGAUUGUGCUCAAGAAGGGAUACCAGACCUUCAAGGACCAUAUCACUCUGGAUGACUACGAGAUCCACAACGGAUCAAACCUGGAACUGUGA
Molecule: messenger RNA, 213 nt
Organism: Yarrowia lipolytica CLIB122
Lineage: Eukaryota; Fungi; Ascomycota; Dipodascomycetes; Dipodascales
Biological process (GO): protein modification process; mRNA splicing, via spliceosome
Cellular component (GO): cytoplasm; nucleus
Molecular function (GO): protein tag activity; protein binding
Source: RefSeq, a predicted model, not a curated record